Durusdinium trenchii is the source of this 2006-nucleotide messenger RNA. NCBI's taxonomy places the organism in Eukaryota, Dinophyceae, Suessiales, Symbiodiniaceae. The record is from the annotation of a GenBank genome assembly.
CGUCUCUUGUUGUCGGUCGGGGUUGAAUAACAAGCUUUUAGCAGAAUUAAAUGAAUUAAGUAACUUGACUUCCAAUGGAUGCUUUGAACAAGACUUCAGACCCAUGCAGGUCUAGGUGCACUCACGAAAGAAGAGCUUGAAGAUGCUUUAGACACACACCAGAUGUCGGCGGAAGAGAGGGCACAGCGACUCGAUCAGUGGGCCCAAGCAAGGGCAGAAAAACUUCGUGGCGAACAUGCAACGUAUUUGUUGCUGCGAAAGGGCAUCCUUGUAUGUUUAACUCUCUUGUACAUUGCUUGCUCUGUACUACUUCCUUAUUUGCACAGGGGUGAGGCGAGCUGCUCUCAUGGCUUUUUCUGGGAAACUCACAUGCAGUUCCUUGGCAUUUUUCUGCUCACCAAAUGUGCUGAGCUUGUUCUCAUGGUGCACGAUGACACUGUUUCAUGGGAGCAGAUUCGAGUAGUGGACUUUCUUCUAAAGUUUUUGCCCUCAUUUCUUGGAUAUUUGGAUGGCUACACCGACGCCACAGCCGUCUUUAUUGCGGCAUCUUGCAAUGACACCUUGGCGCAGAGACUGGCUGAUGCUAUGGGCAUAGCAUAUUUGGUUGGGGUUUGUUUCUUCCAGUGGGUUGUGAUGUUCAUCCUCUCUGCCAAUGAUCCUUCACAUGCAUGCCUUUUGAAGCUUCUCCACAUGGAUUUGCUGGCUUCAUGCGUGACACUGCCAGCCGGGCAACGAUGGGUGUGGGAUUUGCUGGCGGCCGUCCGUACCAUCGGGGAAGACAUGCCUCAAGCCAUUCUGCAAACCAUCUACCUGGUCAAGGUGCAGCGGAACUUCUUCAUGUUGCUCUCUGUGAUCAUGGCGGUUUGUGCCUCUUUGAAGGCCAUGCAUGACGCUCGUGCAAGAGCUUUGGCUGCUGCUGGUGCGGAUGAGGAGUACAACAGACGGGAGCGUGACUUCAUGAUCUAUAGUGGCUCCCAGGAUGCAACAAUCAAAUGUUGGAACGUCAAAGACGGCGUGUGCAUGAAAAGCAUCUAUGCAGGCAGCCCUGCCAAUACUGUAGCGGCCUCCAACGGCAUGCUUUACACUUCCCAUGAUAAUGAUGUCAUCCGUGAAUGGUCCUUGGAGACUGGCGAGGAGGUGCGCACUUUUUACCAUGAAGGCGGCAAUGCAGUUGUUCUCAGCACAACAAAAUACUUGUUUUCUUGGGCUAUGGGCCCGCGAUGUGUCUACAAAAUGUGGUCACUCGAGUCAGGGGAAUGCUUGCAAGAGUUCCCAGCGCCAGACAUGUUCAAGGCCACACUUGCUGUUAGAGGAGAGUUUCUCUUCGCAACAUCUGCAGAGGAUGACUCAGCAGUGUCGCAGUGGAACUUGACUUCAGGCGAACUCAUGAACACAUUUGGUGGUCACACGGAUGAAAUCAAUGCACUUGUUGCGACACCCAAGAGGCUGUUGACGGGUUCGCAAGAUGGCACCGCCAAAGAAUGGUCUUUAGUGACCAACAAGUGCACUAGAAGCUUUGCAGAUCACUCGUCACACUUUGUUGCCCCGCUGAUUGUCGUGGCUGACAAGCUCUACAAUGCAUCUGAUGAGCAGCCCGAUAUCAACGAGUGGUCCCUACUCACAGGGCAACUCUUAAGGCGAUUUGCCGGCCACACACGGCCAGUGUUGAGCAUUGUCAUGCUGGAACAGAAGCUCUACAGCUCCGCCGAAGACCGCACCAUCAAGGAGUGGUCCUUGAUCACUGGCGCCUGUGAACAAACUUUCGAAGGCCAUACAGAUUACAUCAGCAAAAUCAUCAUUAUGUGCAAGGAUGACUAGAGUGAUCAGAUGAUUAGCCAAUUCACAGCGUGGAAAUGACAAGCCAUGCUUUGAACCCGGAACUCAAACUUUUUUGUUCGGCGUAACCUCAUUCACAGCAAAGCUGCGAGUGAGGAGAUGUGGCUGGUGCAGCUCGUUACACAUAUGAGUUGCAUCAUCACGCAUUUGAUCGCACUGCUCGAGAAACA